Molecule: messenger RNA, 1363 nt
Organism: Camelina sativa (false flax)
Lineage: Eukaryota; Viridiplantae; Streptophyta; Magnoliopsida; Brassicales; Brassicaceae
Product: GDSL esterase/lipase At3g14220
Biological process (GO): endoplasmic reticulum organization
Molecular function (GO): lipase activity
Source: RefSeq, a predicted model, not a curated record
UUCUAGAGUAAGAAAAGAUAAUCAAACCGGAAUUAAUUUCGGUUUGUUUUGGUAGAUCACAUAGUUUAACAGUUAACACUACAAAACAGAGGAAAACAGAGUAGAAGACAAAAGACUGAAAGCUGAAACCUUUCCAAAAAUGGCAAAGAACCCUUACUCACUCUUCUUCUUAGGUCUACUAACGUAUUUUACACUCGCCAGUUUCCCGGUGAUCGUUUCCGGCCAACCCCCUCUCUUAUUCACUUUUGGCGACUCUUCCUACGAUGUGGGCAACACGAAGUUCUUCUCCUCGGAAUUCGAUCCAGCCACCGCUUGGCCUUACGGCGACUCCGUCGAUGAUCCAACCGGUCGUUGGUCUGACGGCCACAUUGUCCCAGACUUCGUCGGUCGAUUGAUUGGUCAAGGGGAACCAAUUCCUCCGGUACUUGAUCCAAAAGCUGAUCUUUCCCGAGGAGCAAGCUUCGCUAUGGCUGGAGCAGUUGUUCUUGGAUCUCAAUCCAAGACUGUAACUAUGAAUUUUGGAGAACAGAUUUCGAAAUUUGUAGAGUUGCAUAAGAAAUGGACUGAUAAAGAAAGAGCAGAAGCUAUAUACAUGCUCAACAUCGGAGCUGAUGAUUACUUGAAUUUCGCAAAGGAUCAUCCAAAUGCUAAUCUUGUGGAGCAGAUUGCUCAUGUUGCCAACGUUCUCUCUAGGAUAUCAAGAGAGCUCAUGAAAUUAUACAAGUCAGGUGGGGCGAGGAAGUUAGCGGUACAGAGCUUAGGACCGCUUGGUUGCUUACCGAUAGUGAGACAAGAGUUAAAGACAGGUGAAAGUUGUAUGGAGAUGGUUAACUUCAUGGUGAAAACACACAAUGAAAGGCUUAGUCGUGUGCUCCAUGCGAUGACCGUACCAUACCGUGGCUUAAGGUACAGCUUCUUUGAUUUCAACGGUGAAAUCCUCCGGAGGAUCAAUGAACCAUCACUCCACGGGUAUACUGAUACAACGACUUCUUGCUGUGGUACUGGAUCGAGAAAUGCAUUCGGGUGUGGUUAUAGCAACGUGCAUUCAAAGCUCUGCAGCUACCAGAAAUCGUUUCUGUUCUUCGACGGGCGUCACAACACCGAGAAAACCGAUAAAGAAAUCGCUAAUUUGUUUUAUUCUGGAGACAAACAUGUUGUCUCGCCGGUGAAUAUAAGGGAUCUCGUAGGUAAAUCUGUGUCCUAUCUUCCAGCGCAAGAAAUCUAGAAACCCCCCCCUCCCCCAAUCGUGUUCUGUUUCUUUGUGAAAUAAGUAAAUGGUUGUUGUUGUAAGCUGUAACACUCGAAUUCCAUUUCAUACCGAAACGAGGAUAUACAAACAAAAAAAAAAACCGUUUACAUUAAA